CUUUCUCUGCUGCGAGCUUCCAAAAUGACAAAGAAAAGAAGGAACAACGGUCGUGCCAAAAAGGGCCGCGGCCAUGUUCAGCCUAUUCGCUGCACGAACUGUGCCCGAUGCGUGCCCAAGGACAAGGCCAUUAAGAAAUUCGUCAUUCGAAACAUAGUGGAGGCCGCAGCAGUCAGGGAUAUUUCUGAAGCGAGCGUCUUUGAUGCCUAUGUACUUCCCAAGCUCUAUGUGAAGCUACAUUACUGUGUGAGUUGUGCAAUUCACAGCAAAGUAGUCAGGAAUCGAUCUCGUGAAGCCCGCAAGAACCGAACACCGCCACCCCGAUUUAGACCUGCGGGUGCUGCCCCACGACCCCCACCAAAACCCAUGUAAGGAGCUGAGUAAAAGAUUGAAGACAACUAUUCCCUGGAGAAAAAUAAAAUGGAAAUUGUACUUGAAAAAAAAAAAAAAAAAAAAAAAAAAAAA
Molecule: messenger RNA, 465 nt
Organism: Sapajus apella (tufted capuchin)
Lineage: Eukaryota; Metazoa; Chordata; Mammalia; Primates; Cebidae
Product: 40S ribosomal protein S26-like
Exons: 1
Coding region: 25-372 (115 amino acids)
Biological process (GO): translation
Cellular component (GO): ribosome; cytosolic small ribosomal subunit
Molecular function (GO): mRNA binding; structural constituent of ribosome
Source: RefSeq, a predicted model, not a curated record